Molecule: messenger RNA, 6978 nt
Organism: Haemorhous mexicanus (house finch)
Lineage: Eukaryota; Metazoa; Chordata; Aves; Passeriformes; Fringillidae
Product: endogenous retrovirus group K member 24 Gag polyprotein-like
Exons: 1
Coding region: 1315-2277 (320 amino acids)
Biological process (GO): viral process
Molecular function (GO): zinc ion binding; nucleic acid binding
Source: RefSeq, a predicted model, not a curated record
CGAAACCCGGGAACCAGUACCCGGGGUGCGGGAAUCGCUUGGACAGGGGUCAGCGGCUGCACAGCGGGUCUAGUGCGGCGGGGAGGACGCUCCCGGACCAGUGAGGGACAUGGAAGUCGUCGCGAAGGUCGUAACCCAAAUGCACGUUCAGUGGGGAAUAGAUUGUGAACUCAAGGAUUUAUGCCUCGCUAUUUCGAAGCUUAUUAAAUUAGAGGCGAUAGAUAGCCCCGUGGAUAUUCUCCAUCCGGAGAAAUGGGACCAUUGUACUAAGAUUUUAGCUGAAGAAACCAUGUCCUGUGGCUCGGGAAAAGCUCUUAAGUCAUGGGGCAGGGUUGUGCAAGCCUUGCAAAAGGCAAGAAAUGAGCAGGACACCUGGCAAGCUGCGAAAGCGUGGUUGCUGGCCACGCCGCAGCUGGGGGUGGGAGCGGCGACACAGACCGCGGAGGACUUAGAACAAACCGGCGGCGAAAAGCCGUGAACGCCGGACCCCUCCGAGCAGAUCGGCAUACCAUCAGAGGGGGGGAAGGACGCGCGGUCGUUUUGGCAGGAGCUCACGGAGGAGGUGAGGGCGGCGGCGAAACCGCCGAGCCCCGAAGGGGAGGACAAAAAUGCACCCCCUCCAUAUGCGUUUGAAAAUGGCGGGGAAGCGUGUGUUCAGGGCAGAAAGGAAGCCGCGCCGGGCGGAAAUGGAGUCAGCCCGCUUAACAACGCAUGCGCGGGCGAGAGGGGGAACGGGGUGGCCCCCGCGCCGGAGCGUAUGACCAAUCAGAGCGCUCAGCUCACUUUCGGUCCUUAUAGGGCAAGGACCUCCCCCAGCAGGAGGCGGGGGGACCCCAGGGGGAGGGAACGGUCCGACCCCCGCCAGAAGGGGCGGGGUCGGAGCCCGGGAAAAAGGCGGAGCAGUCCGGAAGCGUCCGAGCAGUCGACUUCCGACUGGGACUCGGAGUCGACCUCCGAUCCGGAGGAUUCGGAGCGGGGGUCGGGGAGCUCCGACUCAGACUCGAGUUCUAACAAAAGAACGGCAGCGGCACGCAAGGCAACUAGCCACAGCGCUCCCGCAUGGGUAAAGGGGACAUCAGGGAAAACUUGAACCCUACUUACAGACUGGCGGAAAAUAAAAGUUGCAUGCGCGGAGUGGACUCCGUCAGCGAAACUGGUGUUUCCGGUCCGGGUGGGGGGACCCGGCGGGAACCAAAGGUUCUAUUCCCUGGUAAACCCGAAAGAGGUGCAGGCGAUUACUAAAGCGAUCGCGGAUAAGGGGAUUAAUUCGGCAAUGGUUUCAACUCUAAUUGAUGGCGUUUUUGGGGGGACGACAUGUUACCUUUUGAUAUUAAGCAGACCUGCCGAAUGAUUUUUGACGGGGCAGGGAUGAUUUUAUUUAAACAAGAGUGGGAAGAUAACUGUACUAAACAGCUAGCCCUGGUAACAGGGGCAGACCACCCACUGCACGGCUCCAGCAUACAGAGGCUAAUGGGCACAGACCCUACAAUGAUCACCCCCCAGGCACAGGCAGAAGGCCUGAGGGCCCCAGAGAUUAUGACAACAACUCGGGCUGCCCGAGAAGCCAUUCGUGUUGCCUCUAAAGUAGUAGCCAAGCCUUCACCUUGGACUACAAUAAAACAGAGUGAGAGUGAAAGUUUCACUCAGUUUGUGGACUGUCUGCAGUCAGCUUUGGACGCCUCCACACUACCCUCAGAGGCAAAAGGUCCAGUGCUGGCAGAGUGCCUACGCCAACAAUGUAACUCAGCCACAAAGGACAUUUUAAGAUCACUGCCACAGGGAUCUAACACAGCUGCCAUGAUCAGGCAUGUGGCUAAGGAGGAACACCUAGCUCCCAUCCAAGCAGCAGUUCACACUGCAAUAACGAGUGUCAUGGCAUGCACUAAGUGUGGCCAGGGUGGGCACGUGGCGAUAAACUGUCCCUGGUUAGGACACCCAUCAGCAGCUGCUCCCCCCUGUCAGGGGAAACCUCGGGGACCGUGCUGGGCAUGCGGUAGGAAAGGGCACGUAGCUAAGGAAUGCAGAUCCAAGCAUCAGGGAAACGGCAGAGGGAGGGGGCAGCCGGGCCGUAUCCAGCCUCCUCCCACUGGGAACAUGCAACGGCCCAGCUACAGCAACCCUCAAUGGGGCACAGGGUUCCCGUGCCCACCACUGCCAACCCCUCAGGGAAUGUCCAACUUUGCUGCCCAGCCAGUGGUCCAACUGAACCCACCUGUGCCUCAGGAAUACCACAAACAGCCUCUUGGGGAAGAGGUCCCUGGGUGGCUUUGGCCAUGAAAGCAUGGGAACGGGACCCGUGGGUGGCCGUUGCCGCGAAGGUGGGCAAGCACCCACUGAUUGUGUGGGUAGUGUGUCGUCUCCACAACAGCUCCGACGACUCGGCCAUCUGCCUUCCCUUUUGGGUGGACACAGGGUCAGAUGUCACCGUCAUCCCAGGCAUACAUUGGCCUCGACCAUGGAAGCUAGAAGCAGCCCCCAUGGUGGGCGGAGUUGGAGGGCUGUCCCGAGCCCACAAGAGCGCCCAACCAGUGUCAAUGACCCUCUGCACCAAGAGAGGACCAAGAAGAACCAUCACCGUCACUACAUAUAUGAUGUCGGACUGUCCACCCUUACUGGGAAGAGAUGCCCUUGCCCUGCUGGAUGUUAGGGUGACAAAUUUAUUUUAGGGGCCACUGUAGCAUACCCACCAUUGCCCAUCAAGCUGACUUGGAAAUCAGCUGACCCAGUGUGGGUCGAUCAGUGGCCCCUGUCAAAGCCUCGAAUAACUGCCCUCCUAGAGUUGGUUAGUCGUGAAUUACACAAGAAUCACAUAGAACACUCCACAAGUCCAUGGAACACUCCAAUUUUCGUGAUACCUAAGCGGUCUGGUGAAGGCUUCCGUCUCCUAUACGACCUGCGGGAGGUGAGCAAGCGAAUCCAGCCUAUGGGACCUGUCCAAAUGUCACUACCCAUGAACUCGAUGAUACCGAGAGGACAACCUUGUGCAGUGCUCGACAUCAAAGACUGCUUCUUUUCUAUCCCCCUGCAUGAAGACGACAAAGAGCGUUUCGCCUUUUCCAUCGCCUUCCCAAAUAGCCAGCGGCCUAAUCUACGCUUCCAAUGGAGGAUGCUUCCACAGGGAAUGCUCAACUCCCCUACCAUCUGCCAAAUUACCGUGGACUGAGCGCUAGCACCUGUUCGGCAAAGGAAUCCAACGGUAACCAUCGUGCAGUACAUGGACGACAUCCUGAUCGCAGCACCAACCACGAGACAAGUGGACCAGCUGGUGUCAACCGUCUCCGAAACCCUGAGGACGAAUGGCUUUGAGGUGGCGAGUGCAAAAAUAAAAAAGGGACCAUGCGUGACCUUCCUAGGAUCGAGCCAUCCAAGAUAAGCUUGCCUCUCCGCAAACAGCUCUCUGCGCAGUCAAUAACAAUAUCAGAAUAUCUAGCCAUAGCCCUUACAGGCUUUGGAGGAGAAAUUCGCUACGCUGAGAAACCCCCUUGGACUCGGCUGCUCACAGUCAUCGAUAUCGACCUACCACCCAAGGUGGUUGAUCGACCACAGGCAGGGCCAACCAUCUUCACAGAUGCAUCAUCGCAGACCUCCACCGCGGUGGCAGUGUGGCAGUCAGGAGAACAGUGGCAAUGUGUCAAGGCGACCGACCCUACACUUUCAGUCCAACAGCUUGAAGCAGCAGCUGUGGCACUAGCGUGCGGACUGUUCCCAGAAGAACACCUCAACAUCGUGACUGACUCCAUAUUUGUGGCAAAACUCUGCCUAGCCAUGUCCGGACCAGGUGUGUCAGCGUCCCCAGUGGCAACGAUGCUGGAGGAAGCACUCUAUUCACGGAAAGGUACCAUAUCAGUUAUCCACGUCAACAGCCACGACCCGAUCAAAGGGUUCUACCAGAUAGGCAACGACAAAGCUGACGCCGCAGCAAAGGGCGUAUGGACGCUGAAAGAAGCUCGUCAGCUGCACGAAACCCUUCACAUCGGAGCGAAAGCGCUUGCAAAAAAAGUGCGGAAUUUCUACCACAGACACAAAGCACGUCGUUACAACGUGCCCACAUUGCCAGAAGUCGCCACUAUGGUCGAGUGGUGUCAACCCCAGAGGUCUCAAAGCCUCAGAAGUGUGGCAAACAGACUUUACACAAUGCCAGCUGUUGAAACCUCGAGCGUGGCUCGCAGUUACUGUAGACACGUACAGCGGCAUGAUUGUGGCCACACAGCAUCUCUAGACGGACUCCAAAGUGACCAUCCAACACUGGCUGACAGCCAUGGCAUGGCUUGGAGUUCCAAAGCAAAUCAAAACAGACAACGGCCCAAACUUCGUCUCAAAGGCAGUCCAGACAUUCUCCUCGAAAUGGAACAUCGCCUUAGUGCAGGGCAUCCCAUACAACAGCACUGGACAAGCCAUCGUCGAAAGAGCAAACCAGACUCUGAAAGCUAAGCUUGAAGUGCUAGCAAAGGCAGAAAGCUUCUCCAAUGCCAUUCCCCUGGGUGACCAAGUGCGCAUCCUGGCAACAGCGCUGCUAGCAUUAAAUCAAUACCCUAGGGGGGAUGAAACAAACAGUCCAGCUCAGAAACACUGGGCACCUCAAGCAUUAGAUGAGGGCCCGCGGGUGGUGAUCAAAAACGAACUGGGGGAGUGGGAACAGGGUUGGAGAUUGGUGCUCACGGGGCAGGGAUAUGCGGCUGUUAAAAAGGACGGGCACAUUAAAUGGUGUCCGCUUAAGUCAAUCAAGCCCGAUCUUAACCAUGAGCAGAACGAGACUGAUGAGAGUUGAGAGUUUUUGUUUACAGGACAUGCUCGUGGGGCGUCCUCGUGACGCAUACAUCCCCGUUCCAGAGGACGGACCGCCAAGCCAUCCAGCAGUGCCCAAGAGAACCGCGCGGGUGAGACCCAAACAACAACAGUGUUUCUGUGUGCUCUUGCUGUUGGGGCUUGUCGCCAGAGGGCAAGCCAGCCCAGACCACUACCCUUAUCAGCCAUUCAGGUGGGUCAUGCGACACCUUAGCAGUGGCAAGGUGCUCAAAGGAGUCACCACACCAAACACCUCAUCCUUCAUACUCCACUUUACCGACCUGUUUCUGGGACGACCAAAGGUAGACCCCCAUUCCCCAGAAGUCACACAAACGUACCUAUCCUACUGGUGUCCAGCCUCAAACUCAGGAAAAAGCUACUGCAAUCACCCAGGGUGGGGAUACUGUGGGCAUUGGGGCUGCGAAACCAUUGUUACAGAUGCCAGAUCGUCAGGGCCUGGGUGGGAUCCACAAGAGCCCGACAAGUUCUUGCAGUUCACCUGGGCACCUACCGGCUGCAAAACACCCUUCUUUUUCCACGGCAAUUUCCAUCGAAACAGUCAUAAAAUCCCUAAAUUUCGGAAAUGCACUAACUACAACAUGACAGUUUUGCAGCCAGAUCACCCCAGUUGGACCACGGGCAGAACAUGGGCAGUAGCUGUUCAAGGGUUGAAAGAGUGGGUGAACGUGCAAAUUAUCAGACUCCCAGCCUCUAUGUCCCAAUCAGUCGGACCCAAUCUGGUUCUAGUAGCGAACAAACCCAAGGAAGAGAUCGCAGUUAACAGUAGUUCUAGCCCCGAUACGCAGAACUCAGAACUAAUCUCCCCAUCCAGUCCCCUAGCCGAACCGAACCUUUCCAAUUCAUUCAUAAACGUGUUAAAUGCUACCUUCAUAUCGUUAAAUCAGUCCAACCCGAACUUCACAGAAUCAUGCUGGUUAUGCUAUGAUGCACAACCCCCUUUUUACGAAGGUGUUGCCUUCCAUCUCCCGUUCAUCUUCUCAAAGUCAAACAAUCCACGCCAAUGCAGAUGGGACACCCCCCGGAGAGGCAUCACCCGAAGUCAUGUUACGGGCCAAGGCAAAUGCUUUGGCAAUGCAACCUUGGAGAGGCAGACGGGCAGUGUCUGCAAAGAAUUUGGCAAACUCAAGGGAGGGAAGUUCCAGUGGGUGAUCCCAGCUGCAUCGGAGAUGUGGAUCUGUCUCCGGAAAAAUUCGAUCACACUAACGACUUUUGUGUCCAAGUUCUGAUUGUUCCUAGAGUCCUGUACCACUCAGAUGAAGAAGUGUACUGCCUCUUCAAACAAACCAGCCAUCUCCACAAAAGAGAAAUAUUGACAGGUUUAACUAUAGCCAUGCUGCUCAGCCUAGGAGCAGCUGGAACGGCCACAGGCGUCUCAGCCCUAGCGACCCAACACCAAGGACGGUCCCAGCUGCAAAUGACCAUCGAUGAGGACCUGCAAAGAAUCAAGAAAUCCAUCUCUUCGCUGGAAAAAUCCCUUUCCUCACUCUCAGAAGUUGUCCUCCAAAAUAGGAGAGGACUGGACCUCUUGUUCAUGCAGCAAGGGGGCCUGUGUGCUGCCUUGAAAGAGGAAUGCUGCUUUUAUGCAGACCACACCGGAGUCAUCAGAGACUCCAUGGCCGAACUGAGAAACCAGCUCAACCAAAGAAAAAUGGACAGAGAAGCUCAACAGGGCUGGUUCGAGUCGUGGUUCAACCAGUCUCCAUGGCUCACCACCCUGAUCUCUACCCUAAUAGGCCCAAUCACUAUAAUCUUACUAACCCUAAUCUUCGGGCCUUGCAUAUUAGACAAACUAGUGUUAUUCAUUAAAAAGCGUUUAGAAACAACUAACAUUUUGUUUCUCAAGCGCCGACAAUUACUUUAAAGCAUGCUAAAGUUACUAACACACUUACGAUUUUACACUGAUCCUACUAACCCAUGAAAUUUUGUAACCUUUACAUUUUAUAACUUUAUGAGAUUUUUACUAAUCAUGGUGGGGGGGGAAAUGUGGGAGAGUUAGGAAUUGCGGCCGGAAGAUCUUGGGCUGUUACGGGUAGACAGGAAGACCCCUCCUCACCUUCAGUUGACCUUGGCUACCUAGCCACACCCAAGACAAGGCCAAAGGAAGUGACACAAACUGCCUAAAGCCAUAAAUACCCCUGAAACCUUUGAAUAAAGGCCAUUUGCUAUCCACCA